AUGAGACGCAUCGUGAGGGUCCUCCUCAACUGGAUCCUCCCCUUUUUUCUGUUUCGUCUCACUCAGGUUGAAGGCAGAGGUUUGAUAGAAAAGGUAACCUCGCAUGGAGACCUGGAUUUAGUCCUACUCUUCGAUGCCGGCUUCAAGGAGAAGAAGGAAAAGGAGGGCUCCAAGGCCUUGGAAAAUAUCACAGAGCUGGCAAGGAAACUGAUGGUGGAAGGAGAGCGCAGGGUAAAUCUCACCUAUGUGACAUAUGACAGCGUGGGGGUGCAGACAAUAGCACGCGCGGAUAAUAGGAGUGCGAAAGGUAAUACUUCGGCCGCCCGCACAAAUGGCUCGCUCCAGAGGUUCAGCAAAGCCGUGAUGCAGACUCAGAUGCAGCAGUCGCAGCAGAGCUCCAACCAUCUGAAGGCCCUCAACUAUGUUGGCAUUAGACACUUCUACGACGCGGAGGACACCUCCACCAAAAUGGUAAUCAUGUUUAUCAACACGGAGGGUAUGCCAGACACAGACGAAACGGAAUUGAGCAUAGCGCACUACCUACUGGACAGAAAAAAUAUUACACUGAAUGUCAUAACGAAGGUGAAUCUCAAAUCGUACUGUCACUACCUACAUAGGGUUGGACCAAAUACAAACGAGCUGCUAAGAUGUGUGUUAAAAAAUUCGUAUUACCACAAAUCAAUGUUGAUUCACAAUCUGGAAAAAUUCUAUGACGACAUCGCGACGAAUGCAACGUGCAGUGAAUGGUCUGAGUGGUCUGAAUGCUCCGUCACAUGUAACAUGGGUUACCACUUCAGCAAAAGGAAUACUCUGAACAAUGUAGAAAAUGCUUUAAGCGGGAAAUACAAAAGGACAGGAAAGAAUUGCACAGAUCAGAGGAGUCUCGUGAUUCAGGAAUGUUUCGACACAAGCUGUGAUCACUCUCUUGAUGUCUGCGACAUAGAGAUCGAUUUGUCUCUUCUAGUAGAUGACUCCUCUACUAUGUCUCAAUCGUUCUGGCUGAAGUAUAUUUUGAAGCCCAUCAGGAAUCUCAUUUCCCACUUAAAUUUAAGUUCAAAUUUGGUUAACAUAUCGCUCACUACUUUUUCUCAGGAGACAUACAAUUGGAUUAGCUUCUCUUCCAACUUGGCUCGAAACAGAGACCAACUUCUUCUCUUCUUAGAAUACUGGAGAUUCAAUUUUGGUGGCCCAUCCAAUAAUUUGAGUAGCGCGUUAAGUUAUAUGCACGACCAUGUCCUCAAUACAAAUGAGGGCAGACCCAAUGCCCACAAGGUCCUUGUCAUUUUUAACACGGGCAAUGUCAGCAAUAAGGCCGCCAACCAAGCGGAAGAAAUCGUCCGCAAUAUUAAACUCACCUAUGGGGCUGACGUCUAUGCCAUUUGCUUGAACAAUAGCAGCCACGGGAACUGCAAAACGAUGAGCGGGGAUAGCAGGGAUAUCGGGGUUAGCGGCGGCACGGACGAAAUGGACGCGCCCGGUGUCGUCAAUCAGGACGAAGUAGACAUGGCCGGUCUUUCCAAGCAAGACAAAGCCACUAAUAACUCCCCCGUUGAGGACGCCCCCUUCUUCUACUCAUACAGCAACCUGUCUGAAUUCAGAGAACAGCUCACCGAAAUACAGAAGAACAUCUGCAAGAAUGCGCACCAGGCUAUCGUCGCGGCCAGACGCCGAAGGAGAAGGAACCUAAGGCGUGCGAACAUCGCCGGGAAACCGAGCGAAUGGCACGGGCGCAGGGGAGCCAAGAAAGCAGGAGGGGAGAACGAGGAAGGGGAGGAGGAUGAGGCAGCAGAAGAAGCGAUAGAGGAUGACAAGGAGCAACUCGAAUCGGAAGUGGCGCCCAGGGCAGAACCAGACGCAGAUGGAGGAACAGAGUUAGAAACAAAAUCGAUGGUAGAGCCAGGUGCAGACGCGGCAUCCGAAUCCGUUGCGGCAGCGGCAGCAGAUCCAUCAACUGACCCAUCAACAGACCCAUCAAUAGACCCAUCAGCGGAUCCCCAAAUCGGGCAGAAAGCAGACCAGCCAGUUGACCCCGACGUAGUAGCGGAGUCGAUACCCCCAACAGGACUCGGUGUCGUACUACACGAACCCCCGAACGAGAUCGAAAAAAUGGCGCAGAAGCUGCACGGAGACAAGGCGACCAACAGCAUAGUACUACCCCCUUUCUAUAUCGGUAACGGAGGAAAUCUCAAACGUUCGAACAAAAACAGAGUCAUUCUAAAAUCACUUAACAGCUUGGAAGGAAUAUAUGAUGCAGAGGAGGAGGUAGAUGUAGAACCCACUCAGAACCCGUUAAAAAAAUACUCCUCAGAGUACAACAUAGAUGCAUUGCCAUCAUACAAAAAAAAAGGAAAAGGAAACUUAAUCUGUAGACUUCUGCGAUUGCUAUUUAGGAAAAAACAAAAAUAUAGAUUACACAAAAUUGAUCCCAAGGACCAGGAAAAGAUAAAACAGUUCAUAGCAGAUGUAAAAGACAUGAACGAUUCAGAAGAAACACAUCAUCAAAGGGAGCGACAGAUAGAGGAAGAUUUUAAAGUCAUGUUAGAAAACAUAUUUAACAAUGUUGCCAAUUCACCGUUCAGUGACCUACACUCUGAUUCUGCAAGUGUGUCUAGUUACAGCACACAUCUGGAGGAGGAGCAGAUGGGGCUGGACCUGGAGAAUACACUCCCCUGCAGCUGGUUCUACAUAGAUGCGGCACAGAUGGAGGGAGACUACCUGCCGAAGGGGGGAGAUGGUUCCGACGUCGAUGACUUGGCUGAUGCGGAUACUUCUGCUAGCUCCAGUGCUAACAUGGACGACGAUUCUGAUGGGGAGGAGAGAGCCACUCCCGUCGAAACGGGAAGGAGCAUUCUCGACGACGUCCCCAUAGAUGACAUGUUGGUAAAGGAGGGAGACCUUCCUACCAGCGAAAGGAGGAAGUUGAAAAGGGGGAAGAGGUCCAUCAAUCAGACACAGGGACAAACCACAUCGAAGGAGGAAAGUCACGAUGAGAAAAAUAAAGGCCCAGGUGGAAAGGCAGACAACAUGGGGCUGGUAGAAUCAUUGCUACCUGGCAAUCGUGAUGAGGGGAAAAAAGGUCAACAUGAUAAGACGGAAGCAGGCCACGGUGGGGAGGAUAGAACGGUACUACCUUUGCCUCCCACUUCGUCGACCCAACCUCCCUCUUCCGAUGGAAGCAAACCACCCCCACAGAGAAAAUUCAAAUCCAAGUUCGACAUCAUUCAUCGCUUCAAAAAUAGGGGAGCCGUGGUGGACGACAAUACAGGAGUCAGCUUCGAUACACGGAAGUAUCCAUCCCCAGCAAGCAACGGAAGGGAAAAAAGAAGUAUCCAUCUCGAAGAGCAUACAGAAGGGAAGAAGGAUAAACCAUCAGAACACAUCCCCAACAUCUUUCAACAGACGAACCAUUCCAAAGAGUCUAAUAAGUCAUCUAAUCAAGGCGACGUAGUCGCCCCGCCACCCCCCCUCUCCCCCAUCAAUUAUAAAAAAAGAAAAGAAAACGAAGCCAUAAUUAAAGGAGGAACAAAAUCAAGUGGACACGUCAAAGUAGACGACAGCCCAGGGAUGAUAAAAGAUGAAAAAAACAAAACAUCAAGUGGUACAAAAAAGGAAACACAUGUAUCUGAUCCGAAUGUGCAGGUGAAGUAUGACCUCCUUGAAGAAAAGCAUUCCAGCAUUGAGUGGAUAACAGGAAACUACGACACCGUUGAGGAAGAUGAACAUGCCGAUUCUGCUAUAUAUAAAUACUCAGCUUCCUUCGCUGUAAUCGCCAUCGUCCUUCUAGGUGCCACCUUUCUGUACAUACGCAGUGAGAAGAAACUUACGGAGACUUUCUCUGUGCCCUUUAACGAUUUUGCAACCCAGAAAGAGGAGAAGAAGGUCGAGUGUCGGGACCAACAUAUUGAAUUAAGUCCAGAUGAGACGUCUUGGCAGUAG
Molecule: messenger RNA, 3936 nt
Organism: Plasmodium inui San Antonio 1
Lineage: Eukaryota; Apicomplexa; Aconoidasida; Haemosporida; Plasmodiidae
Exons: 1
Coding region: 1-3936 (1311 amino acids)
Source: RefSeq, a predicted model, not a curated record